AUGUUGACAUGUUUCAGUACUUCAAAACUUCACAAGCAACUAAAAACGUUAGAAUUCCUUUUGAAAUUAUGCCUUCCACUUCAGCCUAUUUUCCCCAGAAAAUUUGCUGCUCAACUUAUUUCUGGAAUUUUGGACUAUAAAACAAUACUAGACACGCGUUCACUUCCUAUUGAUCGAGCUCGACACAGUAAGAAGGGUCAACCACUUUGUAUGGAGCAAUACUAUCGACUAUUCAGUUCUUACCGCUAUCCAGGAAAGAUAAAAGACAUGCUUGUAACAACAUCUGAACGUGACCCAUUCGAUCCUGAGCAUAUUAUUGUAAUAUGCUUGAAUCAAUUCUUCGUUAUCGAUGUUAUAUCAAAUGGUAGUCGACUGAGCGAGGAGGAUAUAUACAAUCAGCUACGUCGUGUGACUCAGUUCGCCGAAGAAUCUGUAGCUGGCGAAAUUGAUAUGGAAGUACAACCGAAAGUUGGUGCAUUAACUGCUUUACCAAGAAAUAAAUGGGCAGAGGUUUAUGAACACUUAUGUAAAGAUCCUGAAAACGAAGAAAAUUUAAAGACAAUAGCUAAAAGCAUGUUUGUAUUGUGUUUGGAUAAACCGAUAGUCUCAGUUGAAGAGUUAGAUGAAACAACAGAGAUUAAUGGACAUUUAAAUGACACAAAUGAUGUAAAUACCCUAAACAAAAGAGAUGAUGUUUCACUAGCUCUUCAACUUCUACAUGGGAUGGGAAGUUCAUUUAAUGCAGCUAAUCGAUGGUACGACAAAACAAUGCAAUUUAUCAUAUCACGUGACGGUAAUUGUGGUUUAAACUACGAACAUUCGGUUGCUGAAGGUAUUGCUGUAGUGAGAUUGAUAGAACACAUCCUUCAGUACAUGAAAGAAGUUAAACGAUGGAAGUUAGUUCGAUUUCCAUCUGUAUGUGAGUUGGCAUUUCCAAGAAGACUGAAAUGGAAUUUAGACAAUAGUACAAAAUCAAUGAUUGAUUAUGCUCUCAGUGAAAUUGAUAAAAUAGCCGAUGAUCUCGACUUAUACAUCCUCCGUUAUAAACAGUUUGGACGGGAAUUUCCUAAAACUGUCAAUAUGAGUCCUGAUUCAUUCAUACAGUUAGCUUUACAGCUGGCCCAUUUCAAACUGCAUAACUAUCUGGUUCCAACUUAUGAAAGCGCUUCAAUAAGACGAUUUGCUCUAGCUCGAGUAGAUAAUAUUAGAGCCUGUUCAAUGCCAGCACUAGAAUGGUGUAAAUCAAUGACCGGUCAAACAAAGUGUACAGCCGACGAAAAAAUUCAUCUUUUACGUAAAGCAAUGGAAUGGCAGACUGAAAUUAUGCUUGAAACCAUCUUAGGUCAUGGGGUAGAUAAUCAUUUAUUGGGCUUACGGCAGAUAGCAUUAACUCAUGCAAGACAACUGCCAAGUAUCUUCACCGAUCCAAGUUAUAUGGAAUCAAAUAGGUUCCGGUUAUCAACAAGUCAGGUACCUACAACAAUGGACGCAUUUAUGUGUUAUGGAGCCGUUGUACCCAAUGGAUAUGGUGCGGCAUAUAAUCCGCAUCCUGACAAUAUAGUUGUCAGCAUCUCAUGUUGGCGUACGAAUCCAGAUAAUAGUGCAUCGAGAUUUGCAGAAAUGCUCGAUUCAGCCUUAACUGAAAUGCGUGAAUUAGUCCUAACUAAUCCUGUACUAGCAAAACAACCAUCCAAUGAGCCCGUUGAAUGGAGUAUAGCUAAAUCAUUGGGUGCUGAAGUAGGGUUAAAUGUUACCGCAUAAAUAAAUCAUUGAGAAAGCAUAAUAAAACAAGCUAUGGACUUAUUUUUAGCGCCAUAAGAUUUUAUUUCUUUCACCAGAAAAAAACUGUUUAUUUUAGUCUCUCCCAUUCUUUUGUGAUCUCUGAUUAUUUUCCUUUCUUUUCUGGUAUAUUUAAACAAAGUAAUUAUUAUUUAGAAAAGAGGAUAACUAGAUUAUUGAUAGAAUUUUGAGAAAAAAAAAGAAAUUUAAACAGUUCUUCAUGAUCUCCUUACGUGUUAUGAUAAGAGUUUGAAAGAGACUACUUAUCUUAUGGUUAUUUCCCUGUUACAUUUCACUCAAAGGUAUCAGUCAAAGAUUCAGAAUACAGUAUGUAAUCUGUCACGUCGUAACUAACCUGAAAAGAUAAUUUUGACUACUACUGAAAUUCAAAAUCAGUAAUACAAAACUAUACAUUCAAAGCUUUACACAGUUUCAAAUCUAUUAGGUAAAAAACGUUGGUAGCCCAUUAUUUUAUGCUCAUCUAAUAUACAAAAACUUAACUGCUUAUUUUUACUCUCAUUCCCAGAAAUUAUUCAUUGUAUUAACUAUUAUUUCAUACAAUUUAAAAGUUAUUAUCACUUUAUUUGUCUGUUUUUUCGGUUCAUUUUUUAUGGUUAUCUAUUUUAACCUUUGUUUAUAUUACAAAUUAUACACAAGAAAGUAUGGAUAAUGUUUAUAUUUAUUUAUAUUUAUAUAUCAUAAAUAUUUUUAAAGAGAUUGAAAUCAAUCUCACAUUCACCUUCAAUCAUGUAUACCCCUCAGGUUGUGAAAUGUACAAAUCAUAAUUCAAUGGUUAAUGUAUUAAUUACAAUUACCAUUAUUUGCUUACUUAUUUUUAAUUAGUAAACAAAAAUGAAACUUAGGUUCAUAAAAUCUUACUUAUACGCAAGGUUACGUUCAUUUACUGUCUCACAUUAAAUGAACACUGGAAAUAAUAAACAUUAAUUUACACACUGAAUUUAUUACCACUGAAAAAAUCUAUGGCUGUUGCCGAUAAUCUUUUGAUUACUUAACUUGAUGUAAGUAGAUUAGAAAAAUUAAUUUCUCCUUCCUCUUAUUAAGAUUAUGUUUACCAUUAUUAUUAUUGUUAUUAUUACUGUUAUCGUUACUGUUAUUACUAGAAUACAUUAAACAUGCGUAUCUUAUACAUACAUUCAAAUAAAAAAACAUCUGCUUCAAA
Heterobilharzia americana is the source of this 2959-nucleotide messenger RNA. Lineage: Eukaryota; Metazoa; Platyhelminthes; Trematoda; Strigeidida; Schistosomatidae. The record is from the annotation of a GenBank genome assembly.